Molecule: messenger RNA, 4227 nt
Organism: Manis pentadactyla (Chinese pangolin)
Lineage: Eukaryota; Metazoa; Chordata; Mammalia; Pholidota; Manidae
Product: bromodomain adjacent to zinc finger domain protein 2B-like
Exons: 28
Coding region: 16-4212 (1398 amino acids)
Source: RefSeq, a predicted model, not a curated record
AAUUCAUAUCAAGAAAUGGGACCAGCCAGUCUUCCCUGCAACCUGAGGCAAAGAGAAAAAUGUCAUACCCUAGGAAUGCAGUGGUGUCCUUUGAAAGAGGAGGAUGCCAUUCCCCAUGUGAGGGCAAUGGAAGCUCAUGGAGGAAGACCACCAGAUCCAGAGAGAGAGCGACCAGGAGAGGAUACCAGCGUGAGACAGCGCAGCGGUCGGCCUCCUGAUGUUGGCGGUGCUGAAUGUGUAGAUAACACAGAUGCCAAAUUGCUAAGACAACUGCAAGCUCAAGAAAAAGCCCGACAAGCUGCACAAAUAAAGCUUUUGAGAAAACUCCAAAAGCAGGAACAGGCUCGCAUUGCCAAAGAAGCUAAAAAACAACAAGCAAUAAUGGCUGCUGAGGAGAAGCGACAGCAAAAAGAGCAGAUAAACAUUAUGAAACAACAGGAAAGAAUUAAGAGAAUACAACAAAUCAGAAUGGAAAAAGAACUUCGAGCCCAGCAAAUUCUAGAGGCUAAGAGGAUAAAGAAGGAAGAAGCUGCAAAAGCCAAAUUUUUGGAGGCUGAGAAACGAAAACAGGAAAGAAUUAAGAGAAUACAACAAAUCAGAAUGGAAAAAGAACUUCGAGCCCAGCAAAUUCUAGAGGCUAAAAGGAUAAAGAGGGAAGAAGCUGCAAAAGCCAAAUUAUUGGACGCUGAGAAACGAAAACAGGAAAGAAUUAAGAGAAUACAACAAAUCAGAAUGGAAAAAGAACUUCGAGCCCAGCAAAUUCUAGAGGCUAAAAGGAUAAAGAAGGAAGAAGCUGCAAAAGCUAAAUUUUUGGAGGCUGAGAAACGAAAACAGGAAAGAAUUAAGAGAAUACAACAAAUCAGAAUGGAAAAAGAACUUCGAGCCCAGAAAAUUCUAGAGGCUAAAAGGAUAAAGAAGGAAGAAGCUGCAAAAGCCAAAUUUUUGGAGGCUGAGAAACGAAAACAGGAAAAAGAACGGUCGAAGCAAGAAAAACGUGAUGGGAAAAGAUUAAAGAAAGAGCUUAAACUAGAGCAACGAAGAUUAGAAUUAGAAAUUGCAAAAGAACUAAAACGUGCUGGGAAAAGAUUAAAGAAAGAGCUUAAACUAGAGCAACGAAGAUUAGAAUUAGAAAUUGCAAAAGAACUAAAGAAGCCUAAUGAAGACAUGUGCUUAGCAGACCAAAAGCCUUUGCCAGAAUUGCCUCGUAUUCCAGGACUUGUUCUCUCUGGUAGUACAUUUUCAAACUGUCUCGUGGUGCUGCAGUUCUUAGGAGAGUUUGGUAAAGCUUUAGGCUUUAAUGGAAAUACUGAUGUUCCAAACCUGAGUAUUAUUCAAGAGGGUUUGCUGAAUCUAGGGGACAGCAUGGAUAAAGUACAAGACCUGCUUGUGAGGCUCCUGUCAGCUGCUGUGUGUGAUCCAGGUCUAAUUACAGGAUACAAGGCCGAAACAGCUCUUGGAGAACAUUUGCUGAAUGUUGGUAUGAAUCGAGACAAUGUUUCCGAGAUCUUGCAGAUCUUUAUGGAGGCCCGUUGUGGACAGACUGAGCUCACCGAAAGCCUGAGGACCAAGGCUUUUCAGGCCCACACUCCGGCCCAGAAAGCCUCGGCACUGGCCUUCCUGAUCAGUGAGCUGGCGUGCAGCAGGAGGGUGGUGAGUGAAAUUGACAAGAACACUGAUUAUAUGUCAAACUUGAGGAGAGAGAAAUGGAUGGUAGAAGGUAAACUCCGCAAGCUCCGAAUCAUUUAUGCUAAGAAAGCAGACAAGAGAGACACUUCAGGUGGCAUUGAUCUUGGAGAAGAGCAGCACGUGUCGGCCACCCCCACAGCAGGACGCAAGCGAAGAAGGAAGGGCGGGGACAGUGACGCUGAUGGCAACAAGGAGGAGGAGGAGGAAGACAAGGAAGACAAAAAAGGAAAGAAAACUGAUGUCUGUGAAGAUGAGGAUGAAGGUGACCAAGCAGCAAGUGUUGAAGAGCUAGAAAAACAGAUUGAAAAGCUGAGUAAACAACAGAGUCAGUACAGAAGGGAGCUCUUUGAUGCGUCUCACUCUUUACGUUCGAUGAUGUUUGGCCAGGAUCGUUACAGACGUCGGUACUGGAUUUUUCCCCAGUGUGGGGGGAUUUUUGUAGAAGGCAUGGAGAGCGCUGCAGGGCUGAAAGAAAUUGCAAAACAAAGAAAAAAACUAAAAAAAGCAGAAAGCAUCCAGAUCAAAGAAAUAUUUGAUACUUAUGACGACACUUUAAAUUGUUCAAAUCCAGAUCAUUGUGAGCAAAAGGAAGAUCCUAACGAAAAAGAUAACACAAAUCUAAUUCUUCAGAAACCUGGCUCUUUUUCCAAAUUAAGCAAACUUUUAGAAGUAGCUAAGGUGCCUCCUGAGUCAGAUGUAACGACCCCCAAACCAAACAGCGGUGCAGAUGGGUGCGCACUGCGUCACCAGAACAGUGGGAGACACUCACCGGGCAGCAUGCUGCCAACGGUGACACAGAACAGCAUGGAAAAGACAGACUCGAAUCUGUUCAGUACUGGUUCAGGUGGUGCAGGCAAGGUCUACAGUCCUCUCCCCAGUGACCAGUUGUUAUUGCCAAGAACACCUUGGGAGGACACUUCCCUUACCCAUGCCGAUGCGCCAACUGCUUUUUCACCAACUCCUCAGGCCCAGCCGCCUUCUAAGUCACCUUCGCCUGCCCCAGCUCCUCUUCUUGGAUCAUCUUCAGCUCAAAAUCCUGUUGGCCUAAACCCAUUUGCUUUAUCGCCUCUUCAGAUGAAAAGUGGAGUACCUGUGAUGGGACUCCAGUUUUGUGGGUGGCCCACGGGCCUGCUUACUUCCAGUAUUCCAUUUCCACCACCUGUCCCUAGUGUGGGAUCGAGGUUGGGACUGUCAGAGGGAAACGCUGAUGCAUUCUUGACUCCCAGUGUUGGGUCAAACAAAAGUGAGUCUCUAGUACCACAGAACGAAAAAGUCUCUUCGACUCAACCUGCAGCUCUUGAAGUAGCCAAACCAGUAGAUUAUCCUAGUCCAAAGCCUAUUCCAGAAGAAAUGCAGUUUGGCUGGUGGAGAAUUAUUGACCCAGAGGAUUUAAAAGCUUUGCUCAAAGUGCUACAUCCCAGAGGAAUAAGAGAAAAGGCAUUACAAAAACAAAUUCAGGAACACCUGGAUUACAUCACUCAAGCCUGCAUCAAGAAUAAGGAUGUUACCAUUAUUGAAUUAAAUGAAAAUGAAGAAAACCAGGUAACUCGAGAUAUUGUGGAGAACUGGUCAGUAGAAGAACAAGCAAUGGAAGUGGAUUUGAGGAUUCUUCAACAGGUAGAAGAUCUGGAAAGGAGAGUCGCAUCAGCAAGUUUGCAAGUAAAGGGUUGGAUGUGUCCAGAACCGGCAUCAGAAAGGGAGGACUUGGUCUAUUUUGAACAUAAGUCAUUUUCUAACUUGUGCAAGGAGCACGAUGGAGAAUUUACUGGCGAAGAAGAAAGCAGUGCGCAUGCACUAGAGCGGAAGAGUGACAACCCCCUAGAUAUAGCUGUAACCAGGCUCUCUGAGUUGGAGCGAAACAUUGAAAGAAGGUAUCUGAAGAGCCCCUUAAGUACCACCAUUCAGAUCAAACUGGAUAAUGUGGGCACAGUUACUGUCCCUGCUCCUGCACCAUCCAUUAGUGGUGAUGAUGACAGAAUUGAAGAGGACAUUGUUCCCGGUCUCAGGGUAUGGCGAUGGGCAUUAUCAGAAGCUCGCAGUGCUGCACAGGUGGCUCUGUGCAUUCAGCAGUUACAGAAAUCCAUAGCAUGGGAAAAAUCAAUUAUGAAAGCUGCAAGUUCACUGAAAAGGGGCCACAAAGACAGAAAAAGGAAAACAGAGGAAAACACCUGCAGUACUGGAGUAAAACAAGAAAGCUGUACUCGUGGAAAGAAACUGAAACAGGACAACUCUGACCUGACUCUUGGCAGUACAAGCCCUACUAAAAUGCAAACUCGUCUCAAUAAAGACAUGAAAAAAAGAAAAAUAGAGGAAAACACCUUCAGUAACUUACCAAACCAGGAAAGCUUUAAUUCUGUAAAGAAAAUGAAGCAAGACCACUCCGACCUGACUCCUUCCAGUACCCUUACUGAAAUGGACAGUCAUGAAGAUGCACGGCCUUUUGUAGAACUGCCGGAGCGCAGCACACGGAGUCGUCUGCGUUUCCGCCUCAGGGAUGGAAGACACGUUGUUAUUAAAAAUGCGUAAGCAGCUUUAUAAUAA